This is a messenger RNA of Hemicordylus capensis (graceful crag lizard), 2269 nucleotides long. It is a transcript of the gene LTA4H, whose product is annotated as leukotriene A4 hydrolase. Gene Ontology annotation, cellular component: cytosol; nucleus. The coding region runs from base 100 to 1935 and encodes 611 amino acids. The record is from RefSeq and is a predicted model, not a curated record. Gene Ontology annotation, biological process: leukotriene biosynthetic process; peptide catabolic process; proteolysis. Lineage: Eukaryota; Metazoa; Chordata; Lepidosauria; Squamata; Cordylidae. The transcript is spliced from 19 exons. Gene Ontology annotation, molecular function: metallopeptidase activity; epoxide hydrolase activity; zinc ion binding.
CUCACCACAUGGUGGCAGGACCGUCCCCAAGUACUUCUCCGUAGGCGCCGCCUUGGCUAGCGAGUGUGACUCGCCGCCUUGGCAAGCGCAGGUGAUAUCAUGGCAGAUCCUAGCUCCUUUGCGGCCCCUGAUGGCUGUCGCACCCACCAUCUUUACCUGCGCUGCCGCGUGGACUUCGCCAGCAAGUCUCUGCGGGGGACGGUGGCCCUGACUGUGCGGGCGGAACGCGACCACCUGCGUUGCCUGGUUUUGGACACAAAGGAUCUAACAAUACUUAAAGUGGUGGUUGAUCGGCAGGAAGCAAAAUUUGCUCUUGGACAACGUCACCCCUUCAAAGGAGCACCUCUGGAAAUCACUCUUCCUUUUGAGCUGGGAAAGGGGCAAGAUAUGAUUGUAGAGAUCUCUUUUGAAUCUUCUCCAAAAUCUUCAGCCCUCCAGUGGUUUACUCCAGAGCAGACUUCAGGGAAAAAACAUCCAUUUCUCUUCAGUCAGUGUCAGGCUACUCACUGCAGAGCUGUCCUUCCCUGCCAGGACACUCCUUCUGUGAAGUUCACAUACUAUGCAGAGAUAUCUGUUCCCAAGGAAUUGGUGGCCCUUAUGAGUGCUAACAGAGAUGGAGACUUGCCUGAUCCAGAAGAUGGCACCAGGAAGAUAUACCGUUUCUUUCAAAAUGUUCCAAUUCCCAGCUAUUUGAUUGCUUUGGUUGUUGGAGCUUUGGAAAGCAGAAAGAUUGGUCCCAGAACUCUGGUGUGGGCUGAAAAGGAACUAGUGGACAAAUGUGCUUAUGAAUUUGCAGAGACUGAAGAUAUGCUGAAAACAGCAGAAGACCUGGCAGGACCUUACGUAUGGGGUCAGUAUGACUUGCUUGUCUUGCCACCAUCAUUUCCAUACGGUGGUAUGGAAAAUCCAUGUCUCACUUUUGUGACUCCUACGUUACUGGCUGGUGACAGAUCAUUAUCCAAUGUUAUUGCUCAUGAGAUUUCUCAUAGCUGGACAGGCAAUCUGGUAACAAACAAAACUUGGGAACAUUUUUGGCUAAAUGAAGGACACACCGUUUACUUGGAACGCAGGAUUGGUGGCCGGCUCUUUGGUGAAGAGUUCAGGCAUUUCCAGGCUCUGGGAGGCUGGAGAGAAUUACAAAAUACCAUAAAUACUCUUGGAAGCACAAACCCCGUGACAAAACUGAUCCCUGAUCUGAAAGAAGUAGACCCUGAUGUUGCAUACUCUUCUGUGCCAUACGAGAAAGGCUCUGCUUUACUUUUGUACCUAGAACAACUUCUUGGAGGACCAGAUGUCUUCAUUGGUUUUUUGAAGGCUUACAUCCAGCAAUUUGCAUACAAGAGUGUAAUGACGGAGGACUGGAAGGCUUUCCUGUACUCUUAUUUCAAGGACAAGGCUGACAUUCUUGACAAAGUGGACUGGAAUGCAUGGAUGAACACUACUGGCAUGCCACCAGUAAAACCAACAUAUGAUAUGACCCUAUCAAAUGCUUGUCUUGCCUUAUGUCAAAGAUGGAUCAAAGCCACUGAACAUGAUCUCUGCUCCUUCAGCUCAGCUGAUAUAAAAGACCUAUCUUCCAACCAACUUAUUGAGUUCCUGGCACUAUUGUUACUGGAGAAUCCUCUUUCAGUGAGUCAUGUAAAACAAAUGCAGGAAGCUUACAACUUUAAUGCCGUGAACAACUCUGAAAUCAGAUUCAGAUGGUUGCGCCUCUGCAUUCAAGCUAAAUGGGAAGAUGCCAUUCCUCUAGCUCUAAAAAUGGCUACAGAACAAGGCAGAAUGAAGUUUACCCGUCCCUUGUUUAAGGACCUCUAUAAAUUUGACAAAUCCCGUGAUCAAGCAGUCCGUGCUUUCCAGCAGCAUCGAGCCUCUAUGCAUCCAGUGACUGCAAUGUUGGUAGCCAAAGAUCUGGGACCAGAUGGACAAAAAGCCUAACUUUUGCGGAACAUUUAAUGGUAAAUGCCUAUGAGCAGCUGUGGCUUCCCACUCCCCUACCCCUUUCUGCCAUGUGUGCAUGCGCACACCCACACACAUAUCAUGAUAACUUGCAUGUUCACUAACAUAGCUUUGAACAUGAAAUUAAGCUUUUCUAGUUUUUUAUGCUAAUAAUCUGAAACUUCAAUCUUGUGCCUCGUAUAAAAUUCUGUGAAACUGGACAAACUACUUAAGCUGUAUUUUGCCACAGUACUUGCCACUGCACAACAUGUUAUACUGGCACUGUUUUGCUACCUGUAACACUUCCUUUGAAGAAAUAAAUUUUUUUUGAUGA